Molecule: messenger RNA, 1110 nt
Organism: Lactuca sativa (garden lettuce)
Lineage: Eukaryota; Viridiplantae; Streptophyta; Magnoliopsida; Asterales; Asteraceae
Product: phospholipase A(1) DAD1, chloroplastic-like
Biological process (GO): lipid metabolic process
Molecular function (GO): glycerophospholipase activity
Source: RefSeq, a predicted model, not a curated record
CUAAGCAAUAAAUGGAUGGAGUUCCAUGGCGCCAAGAACUGGGAAGGUUUGUUAGAUCCUCUUGACGAUGGUUUGCGUGGAGAGAUCAUACGCUACGGAAGUUUCGUGGAGGCUGCAUACACGUCCUUUGACUUUGAUCCAUCUUCUCCGACUUACGCUUCAUGUCGCUACACAAAAAGCUCGAUACUUGAACGUUCCGGUGUCCACAGAUCCGGGUACAGAGUGACGAAACAUUUACAUGCCACGUCUUCCAUUCCCUUGCCACGUUGGAUAGAGAGGAUGCCACGUUGGAUGCAAGUACAGUCCAGUUGGGUAGGUUACGUAGCCGUUUGCGACGAUGAAAAGGAGAUCUCUAGGCUCGGAAGACGAGACAUCGUCAUUGCUCUCCGUGGCACUGCCACUUGUCUAGAGUGGCUUGAAAAUCUACGCGCCACCCUCACUCAUUGCAACUCCGACGACCAAAAAGACGACGGACCCAUGGUGGAGACCGGAGUUCAAAGCUUGUAUUCCUCCAGCAGCAUCAUAUCCCCGAGUUUACAACAAUUAUUACGAGAAGAGAUUGUCAGAUUACUAAGAAUGUACAGUGACGAGCCACUUAGUUUGACAAUCACCGGCCAUUCUUUAGGAGCUUCUUUAGCCAUUCUAGCGGCGUACGAUAUCAAAACCACCAUCAAACACUCUCCACAUCUCUCUGUAAUCUCAUUUGGUGGGCCCAGGGUCGGAAACCGAAGCUUUCGCCACCAUUUAGAGGAACAAGGAACGAAAAUCUUACGUAUAGUCAAUUCCGAUGACAUAAUCACAAAAGUGCCUGGGUUUUUCGUCGAAGAGAAUGAUGAUGUGGAACAUGAAGAGGAUGAUCAUGUCGCUCAUUUGACUGGAUGGAUACAGAAGCACGUUACAGAUAGUCGAUGGGUGUACGCUAACAUUGGGCAUGAGCUACGGCUAAGUAGUCGAGACUUGUUAAAGUUAAGCAGUAUUAAUGUGGCGACAUGCCACGAUCUCAAGACUUAUCUUGACCUUGUAAAUGGUUUUGUGAGCUCAAGUUGUCCGCUUAGAGCUGGUGCAAGUAGAAUGCUCAAGAAAGCUACUACUAUCCCUUCUCUACAAUAA